This is a messenger RNA of Colossoma macropomum (tambaqui), 5310 nucleotides long. RefSeq names its product excision repair cross-complementation group 6-like 2 (gene ercc6l2). Gene Ontology annotation, molecular function: ATP-dependent chromatin remodeler activity; ATP binding. The record is from RefSeq and is a predicted model, not a curated record. Lineage: Eukaryota; Metazoa; Chordata; Actinopteri; Characiformes; Serrasalmidae.
UUCUCCACACGCAGUGAAAGGAAAGAAAGGAAACUGCUCUGCUGUCUGGCUGCUGUUAAAGCCUGACUAGCUGAACCUAAUGGGAUUCUGUUUGUGCCUCGGACCAAAGGACUUUCUCUUAAGAUUAUAAAUAAUCGGGAACAUAUAAGUAUGAGAAGCUGUGGUUUCUCCAUCGAUCUGCCGAUGCCGUGGUUCAUCUGGGAUCACCGGAAUAGCUUCAUGUCGUUUAAGGUUUGCAAAGAAAUGUCUACGAGAAGCAUUACCUGGCCAAUGCUUGUACACUCGUGUGAAAAUGGAGGACGAUGAUACUGGAUUAAUCCCACCACCCAGAAUGAUGCAUGCCCCAUUUGAAGAUGAGAAGCCCCUCUUUCAUGCUAACCAGAGGCCUCCUGGUCCAUCUAAACCAUUUGUGUUGUCCGAACAUGGUCACCAAGUGCCAUACACAAUUAACAGAUAUUUAAGAGAUUACCAGCGGGAGGGGAUUAAGUUCAUUUAUGACAGUUAUAUGAAGUCCAGAGGUUGCAUCCUGGGUGAUGACAUGGGCCUUGGAAAGACCAUUCAGGUAAUCAGCUUUCUGGCUGCCGUUCUGCAGAAAACAGGGACUUGGGAGGAUGUGGAGAAUAACAGGCCAGAGUUUCUGCAGUCACAGAGGUCCUCAAAGCAGUCCAGAAUUAAGAAGGUUUUCCUCAUUGUGGCGCCACUGUCAGUGCUGUACAACUGGAAAGAUGAGUUGGACACUUGGGGCCAUUUCAAAACUGUCAUCGUACAUGGUGUCAAGAAGGAGGAGGAACUGGCCCGUGUGAACAGAGGAAGAUGUGAGAUUGCUUUGACCACAUAUGAGACCCUUAGACUCUGUCUAGACCAAUUCAACAGCAUUGACUGGGCCGCCGUCAUUGUGGAUGAAGCUCACAAGUUGAAGAACUACAAGUCCCAGAUCACUCAGGCAAUGAAAGAGCUGAAAUGUAAAGUACGUGUGGGACUGACGGGAACAAUCCUCCAGAACAACCUGGAGGAGCUCUGGUGUGUCAUGGACUGGGCCAUCCCUGGAUGUCUUGGUUCACUGGGUAGUUUUAAGAACAAGUUCUCUGACCCCAUUGAACAGGGCCAGAAACACAGCGUGACGAAGAGGGCCUUAGCAGAGGGCCGCAAGGCUGUUCAGACUCUAGCUAAAAGACUGUCACGCUGGUUCCUCAGGAGAACCAAGGCCCUCAUCAGUGAUCAGCUGCCUAAGAAAGAUGAUAGGGUUGUAUACUGCUCUUUGACAGACUUCCAGCAGACAGUGUAUCGUGCUGUGCUGGACACUGAUGAUGUGACGCUGCUGCUGCGGAGCUCAGAGAAGUGUCACUGUGGCAGUGGACGCUCCAGGAGGAAGUGCUGCCACAAGUACAAUUCAGAUGGUGUACCAGUCAGACACCUCUACUUCAGCUAUCUUGCUAUUCUGAGAAAGGUUGCAAAUCAUGUUGCUCUGCUGCAGACAAAAGAAGGAACCAGCAAAAAACAGGAGAAAUAUGUGGCUGCUAUCUGUGAGCAAGUCUUUAAAAAGUUUCCAGACUUUACAGAAAGAUGCAAGCAGGCAGCGUUUGAAGCCAUGUCGGACCCUAUCUACAGUGGAAAAAUGAAGGUUUUGCAAAGGUUACUGAAUCACUUUAUCAAGAAGAAAGACAAAAUUCUCCUUUUUUCACUUUCCACUAAGCUCCUGGAUGUUCUAGAGAGUUACUGCAUGGCUGAGGGUCUGGAGUACCGCAGAUUGGAUGGAACCACCAAGUCUAAAGAGCGCGUCCACAUCGUCAAAGAAUUCAACAGCUCCAAUGAUAUUAACCUGUGCUUGGUGUCUACUAUGGCUGGUGGUCUCGGACUCAACUUUGUUGGGGCUAAUGUUGUUGUUCUGUUUGAUCCCACAUGGAAUCCAGCGAAUGACCUUCAGGCUAUUGACAGGGCGUAUCGCAUUGGGCAGUGUAAGGAUGUGACUGUCUUUAGGCUCAUCUCUCUGGGCACAGUGGAGGAGAUCAUUUAUCUACGUCAGAUUUACAAACAGCAACUGCAGUCAUCUGUGAUUGGGAGAGAGAAUGCGAGGAGGUACUUUGAGGCAGUGCAGGGUGCAGAUGGCCAAGCAGGAGAGCUGUUUGGUAUCCGGAACCUCUUCCAACUGCAGACUGACGGAACAUGCCUUACGCACCGUGUUCUGGAGAGGGAGGGCCGAGUCGAAGCGGGGAUCAUGACAGCCAGCACGCAGGCAACGGAGGACGGGAUGCGAGAGCCGGUUCCUCUAUCAGGAGAUGGCACUGCAGAGCAGGUGGAUGGACCAGCAGCAACACACAGCACCAGCUCCAAGCUGGCUGAUGCUGGAGUCCUGGACUUUAGCAGUGCCAGUGAAGACGAGGAUCCUUGCAGCUCCAAAUCCAAAGCCACCGACCCGAACGCAGGAGAGGAGUCUGGAACCAACACUGGUUGUGGUAAUAUAGGCCUUUCUGCUUUGCUGCAGAAACAUGCAGUUGACAGGACACAAAGGGACUCAGGCAGCAGUGAGGAGAGCGAGUCUGAGGAGAACGUUGAGGGUUGGGACCCAGAGGAGCCUCAAGCAGCUAAAAGGAAUGGUGCUCAGGCAGGCUGGUCCCUGUCCAGUGACUCAGAGGAGGAGAGAGAGAAAGCUCCAGGCAGGAGAGUAAAGAAUGCUGAGUCCACUGACCAUGCAGACCAUUAUGUGCAUAUGGAAGAGUCAGAGGAUUUGAACGUUCUCCAGCAUCCUUAUACUAAGGCCCAACAGAGGGAGAGAGAGGGUGGUGGUGAAGAGCAGAGGCAGAAGAAGGUCAAAUUUGCAGCAAGAAGACGUGAGGAGGAGAUUAAGAGUUUUACCUCUUCCGAGGAUGAAGCUCCAGUGAGAAGAGUGAAGUCUAAGCAAAGUCAUGCCUCAUCUCCACAGCACAAAAAAUCUUUGAGUACACACAGCGCUGCUCAAAAAUCCGUCAGGUUUACAGGCGUAAAAAGCGCAACCCCUCAACCACGAUCCAGCACCAGCACUGGAACCAUAGACACUUUAUUAGGUAAUCUUCAGGAAGUGAGCUACACCCACUCCAAUCAAAAAGUAGUGGGUUCAAGCAGGGCAGAGAACCGCCUCAGCCGCGCUGCCUUACGAGAUGUGUUUGAACUCAACAAGCACUCACAGCUUCCAGCAAACCGUCUGCAUGACAUAGCUGAGACCCAGUCUGGAAUUACCCCGUCAUCUGAGUCCAUGCACACACGUGGUGGAGAGAAAGACCAGACACAAGCAGACCACAAUCAACUGCAGCAUCAGGUCACCCACUCCAUCAGAACGUCCCACCAUACCCACAGUGCAACCAUUAGUGUUGGGGAGACACCUGCUACUGUCCGCAAACAGCAACUGGAGGAAAUGGCGCAGUUCUUCGGAGCAAAGUCUGUUCAAGAGUUUGCAGAAGAACUUGUAAGAAGCAGCUCAGCUCAGCGACUUACCAAACUACGCAGGUUCUACAGCCACAUGAGCCCUGAACUCACUGACCUCAUCAAACAAACCUUUCCUAAACCUGAGCCGAAACCACCCGUUUCACCGCUCCCUCCUACAUCCAAUGUGAACAGGCAAAGAACUACCUCAAAAAGGACCCUCUUACACUCAGCUCGGAGACCUCUAGAAGAGAGACAAGAAGCAGAUGAUGAAAGAGAAACAGUAAAAAAGAAGAAAACGUCUAAGGCACAAAGUGCUGUAGAACCUCAGUAUCAUCUUAAUGGUUGGACUCAGCUUAACACUAAGAAUUUGUUCCCUUCACCUGAGUCAGGUCGAAACCCAAGUGAACUACCUCUUAGAUCUUCUACAGAUGUUCAGCCUAACCUUUCAGCUCGGGCAGUGUGUAACCCCAGUGUAGUCAGUUCAUCACUAGUCAGACAGACUUCUAAGGACCAACCGUCAUCCUCUGCAGAAUCGUCCUCUUUCCCCAGAGCUGACCAUGCAGAACCAGGCUGUGCUCAGCCGAACAAAACUCUCAUCACUGACCUGAUAGGCGACACCUCCAUUCUUGAUGACCUCUUCAAACCAAAGAGAGGUGUAGAUCGACCCAAGCCAGCAUCAGCACCCCUGCCCUCACCCACAGAGAGGACAAAGAACAGAGGAAAAGACUUCUGGGACAUUUUGAACGAGGGGAAUGAGGAGAGCCUUAAUAAACUAACAGACCUGUCACAGGUGGAGAAGCUCUGCAGGAGCGUUAGUGUCUCUGGAAGGUCCAAAAGUGAAAAUAAACUUGAAAGCUCUCAGCUUUGGAAAAAGAAUGAGAAAUUCCUUUGGAAAUGAUAGACAUUGGCUGUUGCUGCCUGUUGCUUUUUAUGCUUUUUAUUUUUUAGUGUAAAAUUAUGAAUGUGAAUCAAAUGUGAAACUUGCUUACAAGGUAGGACUACUUUUAUAAAAUAUUGUUAUUUAAGUGCAUUUUAUUUUCUUAUUUGAUGUUGUAAAGCUCUUAACUGCACUCUUCUCACCUGUUUAGUUUUUUUAGAUGGUGUUCAGUUCAGCCUGUUUAAAUUACCUGAAAAAUCCAUUGUCUCUGACAUUAUUAUCCAGUUUGGGGAGCCUGUGAAAUGAAUACACUGACUUUUACCAACAUUUUAAUAUUAUUGUGAUUUAACAAAACUGUACAUACAAUACUGUACAUAUUCAAAUCAAAUUAGGGCUGCCAAAAGAUUAAAGUAAUUAAUCAUGAUUGAUCGCAUUUGUCAUAUUUGCUCACAUGUGGCACUAAAGAAAGAUUCUUUUCAUUUGAAAGCAUUGCACUUAACUAGAGCUAUAUUAGUGGACAAAACAAGCAGUAUGAAUGUAUUUAUUACUGUCAAUAACCUAAAAACAUUAAUGAGUAACAAUAAUUUGCAUCAUAUGAAUGUAGGUCCAUAGAGUGAAUAUAGUUUCCAAUUUUUUAUCACUGACGUCUAGUGAGAGCAACAGUGGCUGCAUGUUCCAACUCCUCUGAGAUUGUAGCCCCUCACUGUCAAACUGCUGCAUUACAUCUUGUUUUGAGGGGAACUAUAGUUUUCCAAAUUGGUGUUGCUUUUAUUAGUUUGCUCUUUGUUGGCUUAGUGAUAGUCCUCCUGUGAGCACUGUCCAGCGUAUUCUGCCGAAUGCAUUCUCAAGUGCUAACGUUACUAAUGUUACUGAUACAGUGUUUUGCUUGUAAAUGAUGCUUCAGGAUCGUUUACAAGCAAAACAAAGUGAAGAAAUUCAACAUGGCAGUAACUUUUAUCAAGAGAGCCAUCAAUAAAACUUUCCAUUUUAAAGCUGGAUUUGAACGAGAGGACCACAAUGGCAGUCUUUUGGGU